CUAACCUUUAACUUCACUCGGGUCUUCAUGUUCAUCUCACUGCAGACUGUAAGAUUUUGUAGCGGCCAUUAACAUGCUCGUCAACAUUCUUUACACAAAGUUGAGCUUUGUAUCUUUGCAAGCCGUAGCUCUGACCUUAGUAUGGUCGGCCUUGGCCGGAAUCCUGGUGUCACGAGCGCGCAAGUCGCAUGACUUCGCUCGCAUUAUUUCCGGCUGGAAUAUGUUUACGACAAGACAUUCUUUAUUUAAUCCGCCUUCUUUUUAGAUUCGACAAAGUGGUCUUCUGGGUGAAGGAGCGGUGAAGAUAUUUCCCUCAUCCAGUUCAGGUUACACAGCCUGGAGUGGCUCUGAUAGUCAGCGAAGCCUUAUGUCCGGCACCAUGACAACUGCCUCCGCCUCAGAAAAGACAUGGCUUGUAGUUGGGGCCUCACGCGGCAUCGGCCAUGAGUUGGUGCGACAACUUUUGAACAAUGGCAACCGUGUUCUGGCCACUGUGAGGGGUUCCGAGUCUGUUCAUGAGCUUUGGGGCAACGAUCAAGCGACGGAAGCUAAUUGCCAGCUUUUGCAAUGUGACAUGCUCGAUGGUAAAAGCAUCAAUCAAUUCAUCACAGACCUGCAGCAUACAGGGACGAAAAGGAUAGAUUAUGUGGUCCUCAACGCAGGAGUGUUGAAAUACCCAAAUAGAGCCACUGAAAUCUCGUACGAGGAUCUUGUUUUUCAUCUGAACACGAACACCGUAGGUCCUAUCAUCACGGCUCGGAAGCUAUUACAGUCCGGUGUCUCGAUUGGGACGAUAGCUUUUAUGUCGAGUGAUUCGGGAUCCUCCACCGAGUUUCGGGAUUUUGAGGAUGGAUUCGCAGCGUACGGCGCAUCAAAGGCUGCGCUGAACCAUAUGCUCAGACACAUGGCUGCAGAGCUCAAACGAAAAGGAGCAGAGACGGUGAUUCUCGCCCUGCAUCCCGGUGAAGUAGCAACCGACAUGGCCAACAUCGAUCUUGGGUGGGAAGUUGAAGGCCAGAUGACUGCAGAACAGUCGGUUUCUGCAUUGCUGGAGGUGAUCCCGAGCAAAACUCCUGAUCAGAGUGGCACGUUUUGGACCUGGGAAAAUAAGCCGUAUCCGUGGUGACGCAAGUCCUGUUAAUAGUGGCACGGCGUGAGGCGACGCUGCGGGUCGCGCGUGCAGGUGCAGCACAAUACUGUAGAUUACACAACUUGUGGUAGGACGCGGGCCGCGAGCUUUGCUGCAGAUCGAAGCCAACUGUCAUGCUGGAUCGUGUACACUGCAAAAAAGGUAUCCGCUGCCACAAGGCGCUAGAGAAUGAUAUACAUGGUGGCAAAGAGAUCCUUGAAUCCGA
This is a messenger RNA of Verruconis gallopava, 1355 nucleotides long. RefSeq lists its product as uncharacterized. The record is from RefSeq and is a predicted model, not a curated record. The transcript is spliced from 7 exons. Lineage: Eukaryota; Fungi; Ascomycota; Dothideomycetes; Venturiales; Sympoventuriaceae. Gene Ontology annotation, molecular function: oxidoreductase activity, acting on the CH-OH group of donors, NAD or NADP as acceptor. Bases 368 to 1126 code for a protein of 252 amino acids.